Linum trigynum is the source of this 3769-nucleotide messenger RNA. NCBI's taxonomy places the organism in Eukaryota, Viridiplantae, Streptophyta, Magnoliopsida, Malpighiales, Linaceae. The record is from the annotation of a GenBank genome assembly.
GCAUCAGGAGUCGUACGUUCUACAGCAAGUGAGCAUCGGCUAAGCACAGUCAAACAAACCCGAUGGGAACAAACUGUGAUCUCAUCGUCAUCGUUGACAAGAAGGGGAUUCUUCCGGCCGGCAGCAGGUAGCUGGUUGGCUUCUUCUUCUUCACCUCUAUUCCCUCUCAAUAUCCGGCAAAGAAUCAUCGAAAUGUCAAUCCCACAACUAUAAAUGGCGAGCUGACUUUGGGUUUUUUUUUGUCAAACAACAAAUGGAUCGCAUCCCUUCACUGCCAUAUCCAGAAAUGGAGAACAUCAAUCCCUUUCCGGUGGUCGUCGAUUCCCCUGCCUUGCGCCCCGGCCUGCUCUUCGAUGUCGACUCCUACCCGGAUUUCGACAUCAUGGAUAUGGCGGAUCAGCUUGAUUACCACCAUGAGGAGGUAAACGCAGAGGAAGAAGAAGAAGCAGAGAAGUUCAACUAUGAGGAGGAGGAGGAGCAAGCCUUCAAUUCCAGAGCAUGGUUCGACAUUCUCAAGCACCGCCUCUCCUCCUCCUCCUCCCCUGCCGCCGCCAAAACCCCUGAAUCGGCCGCCGCCGUGGGUAGCCGGAAAUUGUGGACCAACGAAAUUAUCAAGCUGGCAGGGGCGAGAAUCAUUCAAUCGAGGUCUUCCACUGAUGGGAUUGAUGUUCCGGCGAUGUUCGGCGGCGGACUUAGCCAGGAAGAAGCCAAGGACGUAGAGCUCAUGGAGCACCUCCUCGAGUGCGCCGAGAAAGUCGGGAAGGGGGAAUUCGACCGCGCAAUCGAACUCCUCGGCCGCUGCAACUGCUGGGCUUCGCAGACCGGGAACCCGGUCCAGCGUCUAGCAUACUACUUCGGCAACGCCCUGCGGCAGAGGAUGGAAGAAGGAACAGAGGAGGUCGGAGCAGAGGCAGAGCAGGACGACGACGAUCGGAAGCCGUUCGAAUCCGACACGGCCGUAACGCUCCCGGACGAGCACGGGGUGGAAUUCCACAAGAGCGUGCCGUUCUACACGGCCUCCCAGCUCGCCGCGGUCCAGAUCAUGAUGGAGAACGUCGCCGGAGAGAAGCGGAUCCACGUGAUCGAGCUCCGGAUCUGCUCCGGCCUGCCGAUGAUCGCCCUGAUGCAGGCUCUAACUUCGUCGGGUCCUACCAAUUCGAUCGAGAUGCUGCGGAUCACCGCCCUGGCGAACGACGAAUCGGAGGAGCGAUUCAUCCACGGGUCGGGCGAGCGGCUGGUGGGUUUCGCCAAAGAAAUGGGACUGCCUUUCUCUUUCAAGAUCGUCCGAAUUUGGGAUUCCCUUGCCGGGGCGGUGCACAAGGAUCAACUGGAUCUCGAGCCGAAGGAAGCCGCGGUGGUGGUCGCCGAAUUCGCGCUCAAUCCGCUGAUCGCGAGGCCCCACCGGCUCGAAUCGAUGAUGAAGCUGGUCCGAUCCAUCCGGCCGCGGGUGAUGGUGGUGACCGAGACGGAGGCGAACCACAACGCGCCCGAUUUCGGACACCGAUUCGUCGAGACUCUGUUCACCGCCGGCGGGCACUUCGACUGCCUGGCGGAGUGUAUGGCGGGGAACGACGCGGCGAGGACGGCGGUGGAGUCGUCGUACUUGAACGACAGGAUCAGGAACAUCUUGGUGGCGGAAGGGGAGAAGAGGAUUGUUAGGGAUGUGAAGCUGACGGUUUGGAGGAAGUACUUUGCCCGGUUCGGAAUGCUGGAGAUCGCCAUUAGAGGGCUGGCGCUGCAGCAUGCGAGCAUGGUGAUUCGAGAGUCUCCCUGCGCGGGUUCCUGCCUGGUUGCUCUGGAUUUCAAGAGCUUGGUGAUUGGGUGGAAGGAUACGCCGUUGGUGUUUGUUUCUGCCUGGAAGUUUAUGAAGGCAGUGCCGCAAUAGCUCGCGAGCUGAUUUGUGUAUUUGAAUUCAUGAGCGAAGUUCAGUGUAGUUCUCGCCGCCUCUCGGGACGACUAACUGGGUUGCCCGUGAAAUGACGUGAGUUAUUUUUCUCUUGUCUCGUCUAAGGUUGUGAUCAUUUGCUUUUGUAUCUUGAGUUGGGAGUGGGUGUGGAGUGUCAAGAGAGUUUCUUUUUAUUGUUAAUUUGUGUGACAAAGAGAAAAUAUCCCUGUCGGCAAGCAACAUCAACAUCUAAAUUCGGAAGAUAUUUCCAACAUAAAAUAACUCGAUAUAAGUAAUAAGUUGUAGAAUUGGAAAAACAAUAGGUUAGGAACUUAGCUAAUAAGCAAAAUACGAGCUCGAGAGGCUAUCAUGUAAAAAAAGACAACGAAAUGUACAACAACAUAAUCUCUAACAAUAACCAUAGGAACAUAUGUGACGAGGUCCAUUCUGCGACCGAUAUGAUCCACCCUGCAAGGAUUAUUAAACCGUAUCGUCGAUCGAUCAUAAAAACAGUCUACUGCCAUUUAAAUCGGUAUAUGCCAUAGAAAUAUCACGAAGACAUCAUUCCAACGAUUUUACGCAGUUAAGUAGACAAUCCCAAGUAAUCUCGUCUACUGAUUUCGAUAUUUCAAUUAUCUUUAUCGAAACUGCUUCACAAUUAUCUCUUCUGAUUAUAAGAAUAAUAAGUAAGUAAUUGAUAGACAAGUGUCACAAUUAUUUGUUCCCUAGUUUUUCUCUUUAACAAUUUUGUUGUUGUGGUUUUUUUUUUUUUUUCAUAAAUGGGAGAAAAGAUCUCGAUAUUAUCAUUUUCCUUUCUAUAUUUUCUCUCCCUUGAUAGAUAAAUUAAAACUUCUAUCAUUAUCAUUCAUAAAAUAUAAGCAGCAGAAGUAGGAAAAGUUGUACAAACUAGGAAUACUAUCAGGUUAGCAAAAGGGCGGAAGAAAGAAAGAGAAGAAAAAAGCCAAACAAAAGCAGUCCAAGCCGGAAAUACAAAAUAGAAACAGUCCCAACCUGGGAUUCUCAAAACCAAACAAAACCCGACGGAAGAGUUGCAACCAGCCCGGCGGAAGAUGAGAGGGAAUGCAAAUACAAUCACAAUCAGCGGACCACCAAAACAAAAACAAAAAGAAAACAAUAUUAGCAAGGGACGAGAAUAGGAUGUAAAUUGAACACGAAUGGAAAUGGAGUGGGUGGGGUACCUGUUUCGUAGGGCUGGGAAAAUAAACCAGACCGUUAGAAAAAUCGUGGUCCAAACCGUACCGUACAGUUUGGUCUGGACUGUAGAUCGUUAAGUAUGGUCUGGUCUGGUCCAUGAUCUGGUUUAUUUUAUGUUUUGAUCUCUUGGUCUAGUUUGGUCUAGACCGCGGUUUACCGGACCAAACCGUGGACCCAACCGACUUGUCAAUACGUGUUAAUAGCCAAUUCGAUCACCCUCCCAACUCACACAACGACACCCAAAUCUCAACCUUAAUUUUGAGAAUCUCGUCUCUCCUUCGUUCACAACCACAUUUAACCAGAGAGUAGAGAUAAUCGUGUCUCCAUAUGACAUUAUGUUAAUGUUUAUAACGUUAUGGUGCAAGUUUGUAUGCUUUUACUUUGUAUUUUUGUUAUUUCUAAGAUUUAGGAUAUCAAAAUUAUUCAUGCAUGUUAAGAUUAAUAUUUUAAGGCAAAUAAUAAUUAUUUUUCUUGGUUAUUGGUUCAAUUUUUUGUGUAGUUGACUAAACAAAUUAUUCAUUUUUCUUUGAGUGUGGUCUAUCUGGACCAGACCAAACCAGACCGCACAGGCGUGGUCUAGACCGGACCAUAUAGUCUGUGGUCUGGUCUGUGGUCUAUACUUCAGCCUCUCGGUCUGGACCAUAGACCGUAUAAAUGGUCUGGUCUAGA